AUGCACACAGAUCACACGGCUGGUCUUACGUCUUCUUGGAACACCUAUAGAAUUUACUGCUCAGACGUGACCAGGAAACUGGCAAUAGCUAAACUGGGUCUGAGGAGUGAACUUGUUGUAGGACUGCCUCUUGACGAACCCGUGACAAUAAAUUUAGAUGAAGUCGGCGAAGAAAUGUUGACGGUAACAUUGAUAGAUGCAAAUCAUUGUCCUGGAUCUGUUAUGUUCGUUUUCGAAGGCUACUUUGGGAGAAUUCUGUACACCGGUGACUUCCGUUUCUGCGAGCGUUUCCUGACACAUUCUGCCACUAAAGGGAAAAAAUUUGACAUACUUUACUUGGAUAACACUUACUGCGAUCCUAAAUGCGCAUUUCCCUCGCGUUCAUCUGUAACUAUGACUAUUAUGGAAAUAAUUCGAAAUCAUCCACAACACAAAGUAAUUAUUGGUCUUCACUCUCUUGGAAAAGAAGCCCUACUUCGUGCUAUUGCUGUAACUUGUGAGAUGUGGAUUGGAGUGGACGCAACCAGAAUGGAAACACUGAAACUACUUCAAAUGCCAGAUGUGUUUACUUGUGAUGUGGAUAGAACUAAAAUUCAGGUGGUAAAGACCCGGGAAAUUACUAAAAGGAACAUUCAAAUGUGGAACUCUGUAGAACCAACUAUUGCAAUAUUACCAACUUGUCUUUAUGUUGGGGGACAAAACCCGUAUGAAAAUGUACCAAAUGUUUUUGUCGUUCCAUACUCAGAUCAUUGUUCCUUUGAAGAGUUAAGAAGGUUUGUCCAGAGCAUCAAACCAAGGAAAAUAAUUCCAAUAGUCCACAAACACAGGUUGUCACCAGGUGACACUAUCAACAAUCGAGUGAACAUGAACAUUUUUCAUCAACUGAUGGAUUCUUCACCAUCAGAGCAAUAUGAGGUUCCCCAUUCUGUUGAAUGUUACAUGACUGUAGGAGUUGCACAAGAAACUGACCGUAAGACAAGGGCAAAAAUUAUGAAGAAAGCUCCCUUGCGAAAAGUUCCUAAGUACAAAGAGCCAUGUGGAGUUGUCUUUCCACCCAGUCUUGAGAUGAGUGAAAAUGCAGGGAAAAACUGUUUGGCUGGAGAUAUUUCUGAAGGAAAAUCAAGGAUGGGUUUAGAUGAUGCCUGUGACAUGGCAAGGAAGAUCGGUGGUGUUGAAAUAAACAUAGCUGUGCCUGCUUCCAGGAGACAAGAAAGUGAUUCAGUAUUGAAAUUAGAGGUGGAAAAUGGCACUGAAAACAACUAUUUUGAACCAGACCAAGAUGCUAAAGAGGACUCCAGCAGACCAGAACGCGAUUCAGUAACAAAAGCAGAGGUGGAAAGUGUUAUUGAAAACCAUGAUUUUGAC
This is a messenger RNA of Porites evermanni, 1365 nucleotides long. The record is from the annotation of a GenBank genome assembly. Lineage: Eukaryota; Metazoa; Cnidaria; Anthozoa; Scleractinia; Poritidae.